CGUUUUUAGCGAGGGCAGUCGCACCUUACGGCUAGCGGUGAAUGUUUCCAGCUGGUUGAACGAUACGUACAGUGAUUGCAAUUCGUUGAGCCCGGCGAGACCGGCCAAAUCGAACGUGGUCAGCCGGUUGUAGUCGAGAUCGAGCACUUGCAGCUGGGUGUACUUCGUCAAAUCCCACGGUUGUUUGUGGAUGCGGUUUUUAGAUAGCAGUAGCGUUUUAAGACUCGGUGCAUCGAGCAGCAGUAGAUCGAAUAGUGUGAGAUUGUUUUGAAUCGCUUCGAUCGAGCCGAGGGCGGGCAGUGUCACUGGAGCGGACGAGUACAGCCGUUGAAGAUUACAUUCCCGAAUGCUUAGCGUUGUCAAGCGUUGUAGCUGCCGCAGACUGUUGAAAUCCAGCUUGCACCCAGCCACUGAAUGGCACAUUCCGUGUGCAAAACGUUUGCGUUCACAGCAAUGGGACGCUAUUCCUCCGUGCUGUUGCUGACACUGGCAGUAAUUGGGUUACCAUGCCUACCCGUAUCGCUCGCUGUUGCCACCUGUACACCGGGCAUGGCGAUGACCUGUAUGCUGCCCAAGCUCAACAUGCUAACGGACGGCUACACCACACUUCGCAACAUUCCACCCGACACGUACUACAGUGUGCGGGUUGAGAUGCUGCACCUACCGAUCAGUCCCUCCGGCGCCUUCCUAACCCGCAUGUCCGAGUUCUUCAGCAAGCUGGAGAUGUACGUAUACCACGAUCCGGUGUUUCAAAUCGCACCCGGAACGUACCUAUCCAGCAUUAAGGUGCUGGAAGCUCCAUCCUUGAAGCAGCUGCUUGUCGGUGCCGGUGAUAACAACGUUACCGAGUUCCUUAUCUACACCUGCGGACUGGAACGCAUCCCUCAGACGAUCGGCAAUUUGCCCCUGCUGGAAGACCUUACCUUCUCGGAGUGUGCACUGCGUAACUUCUCGCUCGGUGCGUUCGGUCAGAACCGUCGCUUGCGGAUACUCGAUCUGAGUCGCAAUCAAAUCGAGACGAUCAUACCCACGACCCGCGAAAUGCCACAGGCGAUCGAGUCUCUGUACCUAUCCUCGAAUCGGCUGGAAAAUCUCGACAUGUCCGCAUUUAUCGGGCUGCCCAACCUUUCGAUGAUUGAUUUGAGGAACAACAACCUCGCGAAGAUAGCGUCCGAGCAAACGGUCACCUGGUCCACCAUGGAGAUGCUGGACGUGAGCUACAACCGUUUGCGCACGAUCGAUCUGCAGUGGCUGUCGGCACCGAACCUGAAACGGUUGAUCUUGAGCAACAAUCUGUUCGAGAAGAUACCGGAACGGUUACGGCGCUUCCCCAAUCUGCAGCUGCUCGGCAUGGGCGAUAACAGGCUGGCGGGCGUGAUCGAUCUUGCCCCGCUGAACGGGCUGCCCGAGCUAAACUCGGUCGAUCUGUCCAACAACCCGACGGCGAAGGUUCUGCGCAGCUCACGCCCUAUCCGUCUGCCCGUGCUGGACUCGCUGUACGCGGAGUACUGUUCGCUGAAUCGGUUCAACACGUCCGGCAUUGAUCUGCCGGUGGUUAGCUUCAUCAGCUUGGCGCACAACAACUUCACCGCGGUGGCCCCGUUGGGACAAGCAUUCCCCUCCAUUCAAUCGUUCAGCUUCUACGACAAUCCGAUACCGUGCAGUGUGUUGAAGGCUCGCGCGGAGCUGAUACUGUCGGGGAAGUUGAUCAUGGGUAUACCGCCCCUGUCGGUGAGCGAUUGUGCGAGUGGUUCGAUCCAGAUCUCCCCGUCGCUGCUGCUGUGCUGUAAAGCUUAAGGCUACCCAUGGGUGACAUCUUCAACGACAAUAAAAAAAGGCUUCCUCAAAAGGGUAUCGUCGACG
Anopheles arabiensis is the source of this 1863-nucleotide messenger RNA. Its product is annotated as leucine-rich repeat-containing protein 40-like. Gene Ontology annotation, molecular function: protein binding. The coding region runs from base 415 to 1797 and encodes 460 amino acids. The record is from RefSeq and is a predicted model, not a curated record. The transcript is spliced from 3 exons. NCBI's taxonomy places the organism in Eukaryota, Metazoa, Arthropoda, Insecta, Diptera, Culicidae.